Messenger RNA from Closterium sp. Naga37s-1, 1857 nucleotides. NCBI's taxonomy places the organism in Eukaryota, Viridiplantae, Streptophyta, Zygnematophyceae, Desmidiales, Closteriaceae. The record is from the annotation of a GenBank genome assembly.
AUGUACCUACAUUCAGCCUUCGUUUGCACUCCCAUUUCUCCCAUCCCUCCUCACUCUAUCCGCACUAUGUUAUCCACCUUCCUCCCUCCCUCCCUCCCUCCCUCCCUCCCUCCCUCCCUCCCUCCCUCCCUCCCUCCCUCCCUCCCUCCCUCCCUCCCUCCCUCCCUCCCUCCCUCCUUCCCUCCCUCCCUCCCUCCCUCCCUCCCUCCCUCCCUCCCUCCCUCCCUCCCUCCCUCCCUCCCUCCCUCCCUCCCUCCCUCCCUCCCUCCACCCUUCCCGCCCGCCCACCAGGCGCUAUCAAACCUUGAACCUCUCACCAAGGUACCGAUACCGUACACGACCUUCACAGUGCCGCUCGUCAGGGCGCCCGGGGCAGCAGCGGCAGCGGGGGCAGUGAGCCUGGUGGAGGGGGUCAACUUCGUGGCGGUGCAGGUGCACGCGUUCCAGAACUACGCGUGGGAGGUGGCCUUUGACAUGCGCGUCUCCGCUCAGCUGCCUGACCCUAAGUGCAAAGGCAAGGCAACACGGCCAGAAGUAUGCGAUGGGCUUGACAACGAUGGCGAUGCAUCAACGCGCCACCCUUCUCCCUCAACCUCCUUACUCCUCUGCCCCUCCCUUCUGCCCUCCUGUUUCUUCCACACCCCACCCUUGUCCAUUCCGUUACCCAUCAUUGCACUCUACCUCCUCCCCUCGUUCUGCACCCCCUUAUCCCUUCCCGCCGUGCUCUCUGCUCACUUAUCAUACUCACUGUGCCUCUCUCCCUACCCGUUCUCCCUCCUCCCCCACUCCCUCCUGCCCCCCGUCCUCCCCCCCACCCUGCACCAACCACCAGGCAAGGUGGACAUAGGGCCCACCAAGAAGCCCAUCACAGUGCCGUGCGCCAGCGCCUGUGGUGUCGGCACCAUGACCUGUGUUGACGGCGCGCUCUCUCCUUGCUCUGCUAAACAACCCGCCGUCGAGAGCUGCAAUGGGCUGGACGACGACUGUGACAGGCUGGUGGACAACCGCCCACCACCCACUCCCGUACGCCCCUUCCCUCUGGUUUCUCCCCCUCAGCUGCAACGGACUGGACGACGACUCUGCAACGGCCUGGACGACGACUGUGACGGGCUAGUGGACAACCGCGUGGGGUCCUCUGCAUGCCCCGAGGGAGCGGCGUGCUUCAACGGAUCGUGCCGGGCCGUGGUGUCCCACGUGGGGUCGUCUGUGCUGGUCAAGGGCAGCGAGGCCGACUGGCUGUUUGCCGACGGGGGCACCAACGUGGCUUUGCUGUACCCAUCGUGGAAGAUCAAUUGGGUGAUGUGUGAAGGUGUUCACAUACAUGCGUCCCUCUCAUCUCAUCCCCUCCCUCUCCACCCCUCGCUCCCGUCCCCUCCCUCUCACCCCCUCCCUCCCAACCCCCUCUCAUCCCCUCCCUCCCUACCCCCUCCCUCUCGUCCCCUCCCUCUCAUCCCCUCCCUCCCCACCCCCCCCCCUCUUGUCCCCUCACUCUCAUCGCCUCCCCAUGGCCCCCUCCCACAAUCCAUCCUCGUGUCGUGUGUGUGCUGCCUGGCAAGCAGCUCGGGCAUCCCAGCAGGGGUGAUGAAGGCAGGCAAGGCGCCCUUUGGCGUCAACGCCUACAGCGCGGAGGCUGCAGCGGGGUUUGCAACGACGCUAGCCAACAGCGCGGGCAGCUUCUGGACCUUCUACUUCCUUAAGGCCUUCAACCUCACUGCCGAGCAGGCCGCUAGUACCUACAGCUACGGUGAGCAGCGCAUUCUUUCAGCAGCGACUUUUGAGGCGCCUCAAAAGCCAAGCAGGCCGCCAGCACCUACAGCUACGGUGAGCAGCACACGUUCUGAGCAGCACACGUUCUGA